AUGCCGCCGUCGUUAGUGUCCGGUCCGACCGCCGCCUCCUUGACAUUGAAGCUGGAGUCCACCGCACCCAAGAUCACCGGCGAAGCUACUGCCAGCGACGAAGAGCAGCACAAGGAUGCCAACAGCGGGUUGUCGCUACCCUCCUUCGGUGAAACGAGCUAUGUUCGCCACUGUUCAAGUCGUGUGUGUGGAUACGAAGUUCUCGGGGCUGCCGAUGGUUUUAAAUCACCGUUUUUAGUGUUUCCGAUCGGAACCUGCCACCGUAGUGGUUGGGUUGGGAGUAAUUCAAUGUCCAACUCUUGUUUACAAGUGCAUGUGUAUGUUUGCUCGGCUGUGAACAAAGAAAAACCACCACCGCCACCGUGA
Messenger RNA from Lactuca saligna, 366 nucleotides. The record is from the annotation of a GenBank genome assembly. Lineage: Eukaryota; Viridiplantae; Streptophyta; Magnoliopsida; Asterales; Asteraceae.